CUCCUCACGAAGCGUCGAAGGAAGAAACCCAAACACGAUGGCCUGCGUCGCCCAGAUUCGCGGCGUCCCCGCCACCGCUCCCCGCCUCUCGCUCCUCGGCAACAGGCGCGCCGUCCGCGGCAAGCGCAUGUCCGCCGUGAUGAACGCCACGGAGACUGACGUGGUGGCCGAGACCAAGCAGAUGCUCAAGGAGGGCGGGGUGACCGUGGAGUACCAGCGUCGCAAGGCGAAGGAGAUGGUCAAGUUCUUCAAGCAGCAGGCGUACGAUCAGGCUGUGGAGGACUCGCAGGUGUUUGGAUGGACGCCCAAGAACGAGAUCAACAACGGCAGGUGGACCAUGUUCGGACUCCUCGUGGGCAUGAUGACGGAGUACGCCACCGGCGUGGACUUCAUCGAUCAGAUCAAGCUCACCAUCUCCGUCCUCGGCAUCGCCGACAUUUACGAUUAAGACAGUCGGCGGGCGCCGACGAUACAGUGUGUCGGCGGGUGAAGGGUUGAAUCGGUCUGUCCGGGCUCGAGCGGCUUGUCCGGGCAAACCUUAGCGCAAGCAAGGCGAAAUGUAAUAGUAUCGCGGAUCAUAUCA
This is a messenger RNA of Micromonas commoda, 583 nucleotides long. It is a transcript of the gene HLIP, whose product is annotated as high light induced protein like protein. The record is from RefSeq and is a predicted model, not a curated record. The transcript has 2 exons. Lineage: Eukaryota; Viridiplantae; Chlorophyta; Mamiellophyceae; Mamiellales; Mamiellaceae. The coding region runs from base 38 to 448 and encodes 136 amino acids.